Symbiodinium pilosum is the source of this 1195-nucleotide messenger RNA. The record is from the annotation of a GenBank genome assembly. NCBI's taxonomy places the organism in Eukaryota, Dinophyceae, Suessiales, Symbiodiniaceae.
AUGGCUGGUGAGGAUGUGCAGGAGGACCUGCCCGGCGUUGGGGCGGACGUCACUUUCUUCUUGUACCAGGAUGCCAACGGUUUGGGGGCUAUGAACGUGCGCCCUGCAAUGCCGGAUGUGGCCAGAAAGCUCACGAUGCCUGUGGUACCGCAGCAGAAGGGAGGCUACGGACGAACGCUCGGUGGGUCAGGAGCACAGCGCGAUUGGCAGUCGCCAUCGAGCCUGUCCAAGGCAAAGGCGCCCCGGCUGACGCCCAAAGGUUACGGUGGCGGCUAUGCGCCAGUUGCGCGUGGAACUGUGGAGCCGCAUGACAAAGUGUUAGAGCGUGUUCACAAUGCCCUGCAAAAAGCCGUGAACAAGGCGACCAAGAAAAUCGCUGACCAAGAGAAGGACUGGGAUCAGGUGGAGCUCUGCAAACGCAUCGUCCGGUAUUUAUACAAGGGAGCACAAGCUCCAGAGCUGCUAACGCUACACUGGCAUCAGGCUGCUGAACAGUUUGUCGACACAGCUAUGCAAGGCUUCACCGCAGCAUGCGGAGACAAACCGUGGUUCUUCGACAUGGAUCUCACAUCGGCAUUUGGCAUGGCCUUCUGGGAGAUCCUGACGGGCAGCAGACAACGUGCGCAAUGGUCUGAAGUAGAGGCGGUCCUCAACAGCAAGUAUGAGCAGUUGAUGGAUCUCUGCCUCCUGGAAAAGGCCAUGUGGGACUCUGCUGGCAGCCUGAUCCCAGAUCAGGAGCCGCUUAGAAACAAGCUGUACAAGGCCUUGAAGACGAGCCAUGAGGCAGCCUUCAGGGAAGCAUCUGAAGCACCAAGGCUGGGAGACCUGCAGCGUGUGGAGCACUUUACCAGGACAUGGAUAGAUGGUACGAUCAGCAAGUCCUACUCCGUGCUGGAGCAGGCCGAGGGCAAUCUCAUGAAUGAGGACAGCAUCGUCCUGCUCUACCAGGAACUUUUGGCACCUUUCGGCGAGGAGCAUCCAUUUUCCUGCAUUCCAGCCGUCCUGACGCAAAGUAUUGGGCGCCCACCAAGAGAUUGGGACUUCUUGCAGGAGGCUGUCAGGCAGUUCUUCCAGACCUGGAAUAACCCAGAAAACGGUAAUGGGGAUGCGCCUGGCCAUGGGCAACGCCGGACCUUCAAGAGGUCCUUUGACGCCUUCUCAGCGCCUACGCGACCCGCGAAAGGCAAAGGCAGAG